UAUUGAAUCAUUGAAGACAAGUUCUGACAUUUGCCCGUGAAACCACUCAGUCACGUAAAGCACAUCUCAUCAAAAUAGUCCUUUUCCUUCGCUCCUUUCAACUUCAACUCUCUCUCUCUCUCUCUCUCUUUUUACCAUCAUAGUUCUCAUUCCAAUGUCCCCAAUCCAACGCUCCUGAUUCACUCUCUCUCGUGGAUAAUCUAAACUAAAAUUUUCCAGUUUCCACUCAUUCCCUCGAGAGUUUAAAAAAAAAAAAAAAAAAAAAUCAAAAAUAGCAAAUGGGUUUUCCAAAACUCUCUCUAUCUUCUUCUUCUAUGGUUCUUCUGCUAGUUAUUAUGGUUAUGGUGCUAUCGUUUAGAGCAGAAUCAAAAACUUAUUGGGAGGAUAUAGAGGUUUUGAAGGAGCUGAAGAACGGGUUGGACUCUAACUCAGUGAGUCCAGGCUCAUGCAUUAGCUCCUGGGACUUCAAUGUUGACCCAUGCGACAACCUCUUCAGCAACCGGUUCACGUGCGGGUUUCGUUGCGACCUCAAUGUCUCAGAAACGAGCCGAGUCACCGAACUCAGUCUUGACCAGGCGGGUUACAACGGUUCCCUCUCUUCCAUUUCUUGGAACCUCCCUUACUUAGACACCCUUGACCUCUCCAACAACUUCUUCUCUGGUCCAAUUCCUGACUCACUCGCUAACCUGACUCGUCUGCGUCGACUCGGUCUCUCAAUGAACUCGUUCUCCGGCGAAAUACCCACCUCGAUUAGCUCACUCACUGAGCUCGAGGAGCUUUACCUCGAUAACAACAAGCUGGAGGGAGCAAUUCCAGCGAGUUUCAACAACCUAGUGAGCUUAAAAAGACUCGAACUCCAAUCAAACAAGCUCACAAGCGAGUUUCCCGAGUUGGGUUCUUUGAACAACCUUUCCUUUUUAGACGCUAGCAACAAUGCCAUCUCCGGCAAAAUCCCGUGGGUUUUUCCAUCAUCGCUGGUUCAAAUCUCCAUGAGAAACAACAGCUUAGAAGGAACAAUAACCCCAGAGAGUUUCCGAACUUUGGGUUAUUUACAAGUAAUCGAUAUGAGUCACAAUCGACUCAGUGGCUCAGUACCAUCCCUUAUCUUCGACCUCCCAUCACUGCAACAACUCACUCUCUCAUUCAACCAGUUCUCCUCCGUACAAGCCCCAGCUUCUUUAGGCACACAAAGCGAGCUCAUAGCUAUCGAUCUGAGCAACAACGAGCUCCGAGGCUUUUUACCUUCAUUCAUGGCGUUAAUGCCAAGGCUCUCCGCUUUGUCCUUGGAGAACAACAAGUUCACGGGUAUGAUACCGACCCAGUACGCCUUCAAAGCGGUAAUACCCGGACUCGGAAUCUCACCAUUAACGAGGCUGUUGCUUGGAGGGAACUACUUGUUCGGACCCAUACCGGAUCCUCUAAUGGGGCUCCAACCCGGUUCUGUAAACGUGAGGCUGGUUGAUAACUGCUUGUACCGGUGUCCGGUAACUUUCUUUUUCUGUCAAGGUGGUCAGCAAAAAUCAUUGGCAGAAUGUAGGAGCUUUGCCCCUGUAAUUCCUUAAACAAAUAAUACGACGUGUAAUUGAUCUUCUUGUGUUUU
Molecule: messenger RNA, 1600 nt
Organism: Quercus lobata
Lineage: Eukaryota; Viridiplantae; Streptophyta; Magnoliopsida; Fagales; Fagaceae
Product: Leucine-rich repeat (LRR) family protein
Exons: 1
Coding region: 279-1562 (427 amino acids)
Source: RefSeq, a predicted model, not a curated record